AUUCAUAAGUUGGAUUACAAAGCCAAUUAUCUAUGGGAGCCUGUUUACCCAAUUUUUGGGCCGUGACUAAAACUCCAAUACAGGGGCGAUUUUUUUUUGCGUGUGUGUUCCCGGUUUCUCUCUUGCAGACGACAUCUGUAGUGAUUGGGCACACACGUGAGGAAAAACGCACCGUGCAAGCAAAUUGAAGGCAGUGCUACUCUCAUCUCUCUCUCUCUCCUUGUGUUCAGUGAAUCGAAUGCUACAGACGUUCGCAGCCAAGGUACUUCCAACAUGUAGGUAUAACUAACGAUGUUUCAACGCUUUGAUUUUUAAGAGGAAAUGUGUUCAUGAAUGGACGGAUUUAGAGCUAACGAAUAAUGAAAAUAAUUUCAACGAUCGUUUUCAACAAUGGAAACCCCUUUAACUUGACUUGGAAAAUCUCGGAGUUCAUUGUGUUGCCUUUUAAACGCUGAGAGGGAAUGACAGGUGAAAACUUCAGAAUUAGAUACGACGAAAAAACAAAACAGGGCGACGAGAAGGGAAAAAAAUCGAAGCAAGCCUUUACACACCAAGUGAACUUAAUCGAAAGUCAACAGCCGCUAGGAAUUAUGACAUUCUCAGUCAUGUCUAUGGUGGAAAUACAUGGAAGUUAGGUUUUCUCACAAGCCAGGUGGCCGGACGUUAAGUUUCGGACAGUAUGAAAAUGGAAAAAGAAUGAAAUUUGCAUAUGUUACUAAGUGAAUAAGGCAAGAGAAACUACAAAGUGCCCAUUGCGAUUGAAAAAAAUCCGGAAAGUGCAACAAUGUAUAAUAGCGCUGAUGAAACGGAUCCGGAAGCUGACGAGAGUCAGGAAAACAGACCUCUCACAAAACGGAAACUUUUGAUGAAGCGCCGUCUAAGUCCCUAUAAAUUCAAGAGUGAGGAACUAGAGAAAUUAUACCAGAAGUACAUAUACAAUCUUCAGCAGUCUGCUCUUCGCUAUACCUUGGGUGUCUUCAUAGUCCUCACAGCAACAUUGUCCGCGCUCGAGUUUGCUUACAUUCAGAAUUUCACCAUCUAUGGUGUCUGUCACGGAGCCAUGUGUAUUAUCUUUGUCUCGAUGUUUAUUCUGAUGCUGUUCUUCCUUUUUAAAUACGAAUGUAUGCGAGAGGUCCACUUUAGAGUUGUGGUACACGUGAUAUUAUUUUUCAUUGUCUGCUUCGCCGUGCUUUCUUUCCCAUUUGACCUUGACCACCCUUUGGCACCUCGACCUCAGUACACUCACGCGGAUGGGGUGUGGCAGAUUAUUUUUGUUGUUUUCAUCAUCUACUCGCUGCUGCCUUUGAGGACAUUUUUGGCCGUUACCUGUGGCGUCAUUAUUCCAGUGAGUCACGUGAUUGUUUGCAUAGUCACCAAGACUGGAAGUGACUCUGAUUGGUGGAGACAGUUGCUGGCCAAUAUAAUACUUUUCAUAUCGGUCAACGUUGCUGGGAUAUUUAUAAACAACGUCACACAGAGGGCGCAGCGGAAGACGUUCGUGGAUACCCGGAACUGCAUAGCCGCCCGGAAGGAGAUUCAGCAGGAAAACGAAAAACUGGAGCGUCUGCUGUUGAGCGUUUUGCCCCAUCACGUGGCCCGUGAAGUCAAACACGACAUCACUGUAUCCGAGGACGAACGACAGUUUCACAAAAUAUACAUCCACCAUUACGAACCCGUCAGUAUUCUAUUUGCUGACAUCGUGGGAUUCACUAAAAUGUCUUCAAAAUGCACGGCGCAGGAACUAGUGACAGUCCUGAACGAACUCUUCGGCAGCUUCGACCGUCUAGCCAAGUUCUACAAUUGUCUGAGGAUCAAGAUUCUGGGCGACUGUUACUAUUGUGUGUGUGGUGUGCCUCAACCCAAUGAAGACCACGCUAAGAUCUGUGUGGACAUGGGAUUGGACAUGAUAGACGUCAUUCGAAUGGUGUGUGAUAAAACGGAUGUUCCAUUGAACAUGCGUGUUGGAUUGCACACCGGAAGAGUGCUAAGUGGAGUUCUGGGAUUGAAGAAAUGGCAGUUUGAUGUAUGGAGCAAUGACGUUACUCUGGCAAACCAAAUGGAGUCUGGUGGAAUUCCGGGGCGAGUCCAUUUGACGAAAGAAACAUUACGUCAUCUCCCAGAAGAAUACAAAGUGGAACCCGGAAAUGGUGGAGACCGGAACACGUAUCUUAAAGAACGGGGAAUCGAGACGUUCCUUAUUACCGAUAGUCCGCCCAGAAACACUACAGGAAUCUGUAUGGGCCGGAGUAAUUUGAUUAAAGCCAAGAAACCGUCCUUCCGGAACACAUCUAGGAUUGUCCUGCGGCUAAUGCAGAUCAGGUUUAAUGCCGAGAUCCCGUUCUCAGACGUGCUGAAUCCUCAACCUGCCGAACCACCUCGACAUGAACCGGGAUCAAAGCUGUCAAACUUUGGAUAUUCGGUUAGAGACAAAAUACGCAAAGCUUUCCAAGGGCAGUCAAGUCGGAAUCCCCCUAAACAGCAGUCUAGCACGGAAUCCGCCAACAAAUACAUUUCACAGGCACUGAAAGCAAGGGACUUAGAGAAGGAAAAACGAGAGCAGGUCAACAGCUUCACCCUGCGAUUUAAGAGCUCAUUCCAGGAGAAAAGGUAUCAAUCCACGACAGACUUCGCCUUCAGUAGUAGCAUGAUCUGUUCCCUGGUGAUGUUGAUCUGCAUGGCGGGCAUUCAAACGGUGAUACUCCCACGAACGCUGCUCCUGUUAAUCCUGUUUUUGACAUCUUUCUGCUGGAUUGCUCUUGUGCUUAUUCUUAUUCUCUGCGUCAAGCUCAAAUGUACUGUGUUCGACAUUCGGAAGUCCUCGGGACUGAGGCUGUUUAUCAUGUUGGCUACAAUUGCUCUCAUAUAUUCCAUGUCACAAGUCAACAUAUUCUGCUGCCGAUCUUCAACGUUGUUUGAAGCUCUGACCAUGACGAGUUUGACAGGAAGUGGAAAUGCACAUUUAGCAUGUGAUUACCCACAAUACAUCUUCCUAGCUGGUGUCCUGAGCUUUAUUUCCGUUUCCGUGUAUCUGAAGCUGGCGGCUGCGAUUAAGUUCCUGCUAAUGGCCAUCAUGUUGGCUGUGUACAUUGUUGUCAUGAAGUUGACGCAUCAGAAAAUUUUUGACGUUUUUGACAAUGGUCACGAACGACAUGUGCCAACUCAGGUGACCGGGAUAGUUGUCCUUAUUGUGUUCAUGUUGACCUUGUAUCUUCAAGGUCGACAACAAGAAUGGACGUCCAGAAUCGACUUUCUUUGGAAAUCGCAGGCAACAGAAGAAAAGAUCGGAAUGACAGAAGUACAGAACAAUAACAAGCGGAUAUUGUGCAACCUACUUCCGGCGCACGUGGCGGCCCAUUUCUUGGAUACAUCCAGCAAGAAAACGGAACUCUACAGUCAGCAUUAUCCGAAAGUGGGCGUAUUCUUUGCGUCCAUUCCUAACUUCUCGGACUUUUAUAUAGAACUUGACGCUAACAAGCAAGGCAUGGAAUGUCUGCGUGUUCUGAAUGAAAUCAUCGUUGAUUUUGACGAGCUCCUCAAUGAACCUCGAUUCCGCGCCAUUGACAAAAUUAAAACAAUUGGUAGCACCUAUAUGGCUGCUGUAGGACUUAUGCCAGAUUAUAAGAUACAGGAUACUCGCGGAUCUAUGUCGCAAUAUAUGGAGCUGCUAAUUGAGUUUGUGUUAGCCAUGAUGGAUAAGCUGCAGGUCAUUAAUGAGAACUCAUACAACGAUUUUCAAUUGAAAGUUGGUGUGAAUAUUGGCCCCGUUGUAGCUGGUGUUAUUGGAGCCAAGAAACCCCAGUAUGACAUAUGGGGAAACACUGUAAAUGUCGCCAGCCGAAUGGAAAGCACGGGGAAACCGAAUGUGGUUCAGGUGACAGAGGAUGCUUAUAAUGUAUUGCACGACAAAUACGAGUUUCAGUGUCGAGGGGUAAUCAAGGUCAAGGGUAAAGGUGACAUGGUGACGUAUAUAUUAGUGGGAAGGCGCCGACCAGGGAGUGUCCUACACACAACAUCAUCACCACGUAUGUCGUCGGCUACAAUUCAGAAUCAUUCAAAUAUUUGUCCGUCUCCAAGCUCGCCUAAUCUGCACAGACCAGGGUCAAGAAUAUCAGCAAUGGAGGGAUCGCCCAGCAUCAACAGUAUGAAUAAUGUGCCCAACAGUCAUUUGUCAGGGCAACCUGGAAGUGGGUCAUUGGUUGUACGUAAUCCAAGUGCAGCAAGUCUCUCGUCGCACGAAAGUAUAUCUAGGAACGAGUCUUUCCGUUCACAGAAUCGUUUGCCUUUAAACUUUGACCCAGCGAAAGGAAUGCCUACUCCCCCAGGAAGUUUGAAUAGAAAAAGACGUAACAGCACAGAGAGUCCUAAAUAUCCUCCGCGGAAACCUUCGUCUAAUGCUCUGUCACACUGCAUUUCAGGUCACAUAUCUGAAACGGAGUCGGAAGUGACGUACGCACGAGUUGAUUCUCCAGAACUUCCUGCUGUUCAUUUCAUGAAUGUGAAAACACAGAAUGUUCACCCAUUACAGAACUCAAUGUUUGAUAAUUUAAAGACUAGUCCAAAUACAGCGGCACCUACCACGGAUCAGUUUUUACCCAGUCUAAAUUCUUACCCUGGAAGCAGUGCACCUCGAAUAACAAUGAAUGAUUUGUACGCUACGCCAAUAUUCGAAGACGAGACCAUCGAUGUAAAUUCUCCACUGAUGCCACAGUCCCCUUCCCAGCAGAACCGUGGGACUGAUCACUACAAACAAAUUCAACGAAACGUUAGCGAUAGUAAUAUUUUCAGUCAUCACCAAUCGCACUCAAAACUUCCACGCAGCACAAGCACACCAUGCACUUCAAACAUGAACAGUGCUGGUGCUGCACGAAGUUCUAUAGAUACCAGUGAAAGAACAAACCACAGAGAAAAAUAUACCGCACCUCAUUAUGCGUGUGUGCAACCGAUUAGGAAACCUAGUCAGAUUCCGUUGAGUCAGCCGAAAGGUCCGCCAGUUACAAAACCGUGUCAAGUCGUAAGUCCCACUGUGCCAAUGGUAAAACCCACGCCAUUCGUUAUGGCAGGUGUGAUUCCUGAGCUGCGUCAUGCCGUUAAAGCAGCGCCUGGACUACAAGCAAGAAACGCUCCGAAUACACAUCCUAUUAGUCCAUUCGGAAACCCUUCAUUUCUUAAUCAAAAUGAUUAUGAAAGAUCAGAGCCUAAUGAUAUCCCUGAAGAGAGUCGGAUGAUGAUCUCAAAUAUGUUGAAAGAACUUAAUCAAGUGGUAAGCCCUUCCAACCCCAAUCGUAGGAAAAUCAAUAGAGUAGAAAGUAACGAUGUUCAGCGUGAUAGAGAUUCAACAGAUGAUAUUUUUGUUACCGCUACCUAUCGUGAACCGCUAAGCCCUCAACAAGCUUUUUACGCACCACACCAGAUGAACAUGCAAGGUACACCAGUAAGCCUUCACAGAAAACCACCGUCGCCUCUACAUAGAUCUCACCAGGGAUUAAUUUCUUCACAACGACAGAGUCCAACGACAUCUCCAAUGAAAAGAAAUAUCUUUGAGAGAAGUGAGGAAGGAGACUCGAGGUGCUCCAUUUCCCCACCACCACCUCCUAUUCCUCCAAAACCAAAUUUAGAAGGAGGACGCAGGGUGUCAAGAGGAUCACGAGCAAGUAGUACAUCUUCCCAGUCAACUUUAACGCCCACUCCAGCUCUGGUGGCAAACAUUGACGGACGAACCAUGUCCAUUAUGUCUAGUCCCGAAGACGAAGCAUUUCAGGUGUCCGAUUCACAGCCCCCACCUUUGCCCGUCCGACGGAUGCAAACAGACAAAGGAUUACAAAAGACGGCAGAGGUGAAGCCUAAUGCAGUUCAGCGAAGUAAUUCCAGUCCUCGAAUGAAACCAAGGUCUUCACAAAUGCAUCAUCGGAGGGAGAUUCUUACACCAGUCAUGCAUUCCGAUGAUGAUAAGGAAUCCACUAGUUCGAAACCUUUCAGUGAGCAUUCUUCUGUGGUGCUGUUACAGCCAAUUCAAUUAAAGUUAUCCAGACCAGCAUAUGUGAAACAACUUUCAUGCCCCGCUGACGACUGUUAUACGCAAUAUACUCGUGCCUUCCUCGCAAACACCGACUAUAUGAUAUCGAAUUUAGACAGAAAUUUUUCGAGGUCAAGCGACACGAUUUAUUCAAGUUUCUCCCAUGGUCCGCCUACUCCCAAAUUCCCAGUCCUGAGUUCUGCCGCUUCGUCAUCUUUGACUCAGUUAUUGCAAGAACUUGCAGGGGAACAAUCAAGUAAAGAUAAGGAUUACUGCUUUGAAAAAGAACAUCAUCCGCCGAUGAAAAGAGAUGAAAUAGAGACAGAAGACAAAAGGGUUUCCCAAAGCUUUGGCAAGCCUCCGUCAAGUGGACAAGGUAUCCAAAAUUCUAAAAGAAAGUCUACAAAACUUCCAGUUCCGGUCAAGACAAAACUGGCUUCUCCUGUGAAUGAAUCUCCCAAGAAACCCACACCAGUUCAAAAUUCAUUUCAAGUUAAGCGACGUGGAAACUUUUCGAUGCCAGUGAGACCCUGCAAAAGUUUAGACUACAUACCAAGUGACAGAGAAGAUAAUGCAUCAUCGGCUGCAUCGUCAGCGUGCGGAAGUCCUAAAAUGAUGAGGGACUAUAUGAACCCAUGCUAUCAGGCUAGAAUUGAAGAAUAUCUUGCAGGCAGAAAUCCACUUGGACUUGAGAGUUUAAGUCUGUCGUCAAUUGCAAGUAGUAGCGAGAUGUCGAAAAGCGAUCCGACCCUCAAUAUUGAUUCGGGAUCGGCGGCGUAUGAAUCGGAGUAUGAUAAUUACCGUCCUGGUAUGAUGAGUGAUGACGACUACUUUAUAUCUGAUCCAUUUAGUGACCUUGAAAUGUUGGAUGAACUUGAUAUCGAUCACGUGACAGUCAGUGACCAUUUUAGUGUUGAUAUGCCUCUCCCAGGUUUACAGAAGAAGACCACGACAGAUGUGUAAUGAUGCCGCAUGGAUGUCUGAUGUGUUUUUGAACCGUGUGUAGCAUAAUUUCAAAGGACAACAUGUAUUACGCGUCAUACCAACUGAUGGACAAUAUUUGUGAUCAUGGCAUAUUAUUAUACUAGUAUAAGGGUAACAUGGCAUGAUUUUAAUUAACUUUUUAUGGAGAGAGAGAGAGAGAGAGAGAGAGAGAGAGAGUUCUGCUGUGUUUGAUAAGAAUACUCAUUCAGAAAGGUAACAGUGUUUACCUGACAUUUAAAUGAUCAUGGUGCUUUUGUGGUAAUGAUUAUUUUCUUUUAAUUACGCUUAUUUCCCCCACCCUGGUGUUCAAUGUGAGACAUGUAAAUGACGAGUCUUAGUUUGUAUCCUCGGCAACAUACAUUUGAGAUUAAAUGAAUUGAAUAUUAUCAA
Ostrea edulis (European flat oyster) is the source of this 7387-nucleotide messenger RNA. RefSeq lists its product as uncharacterized. Gene Ontology annotation, cellular component: plasma membrane. NCBI's taxonomy places the organism in Eukaryota, Metazoa, Mollusca, Bivalvia, Ostreida, Ostreidae. Bases 785 to 6976 code for a protein of 2063 amino acids. Gene Ontology annotation, molecular function: adenylate cyclase activity. The transcript is spliced from 22 exons. Gene Ontology annotation, biological process: cAMP biosynthetic process; intracellular signal transduction; adenylate cyclase-activating G protein-coupled receptor signaling pathway. The record is from RefSeq and is a predicted model, not a curated record.